AUGCUGGCGGCAACGCUCCUCCUCGUCUGGGCCAACCUCUUCUUCACCGCCUUCGCCCUCGCCGGCAGGGAACUUUAUGAGCAGCAGAAUCUAGAGAAACAGCAGGCGGUUCCUGCUGUUGCUGGUACUGCGGAUGCUGCUGGGCCGUCGUUUGAGGUCGAAUGUGCUAAGUGCUCCUUCUGCUGCACCCCAUACACCACCUGCGCCUACUUCGAACAGACCUCAACCUUCACCUGCCAGCCCAACACUGACGACGCCGAAGCCGCCGCCGCCUACCAGAAGCUCGUCGAGGAGGCAAAGAUAUACAUGAUCACCGCGCCCCCCGGCUCACAUCCAACCAUUGCUCCCCGCGCAGUCGUCAACACCCGCAAGCCACCGCACAGGAACGGGACCUCAGGCGCCGUCGGCAGGGGAGAAGGGUUAGGAGGAGGGUUUUGGGGCGCGGCGGUGGUGGUGGGGGCGCUUGUGGUUGUGGGUUGUGGGUUGUAG
Morchella importuna is the source of this 489-nucleotide messenger RNA. RefSeq lists its product as uncharacterized. NCBI's taxonomy places the organism in Eukaryota, Fungi, Ascomycota, Pezizomycetes, Pezizales, Morchellaceae. The record is from RefSeq and is a predicted model, not a curated record. Bases 1 to 489 code for a protein of 162 amino acids. The transcript is spliced from 3 exons.